This is a messenger RNA of Trichobilharzia szidati, 3397 nucleotides long. Lineage: Eukaryota; Metazoa; Platyhelminthes; Trematoda; Strigeidida; Schistosomatidae. The record is from the annotation of a GenBank genome assembly.
AUUGAUAUAACCAUUAGAAUAACAACUACUACUACUAAUAAUGCUACUUUCAUUAUUUUAAUUUGCAACUGCAAUCACACAACACCGACGACAAUACAUUACACUAUAAAUUCGUCAAUAAAUGAGAAUUAUAUCUUCUGUUUUACACACAUGCACGCACACACACACAGCAAUAAUGCAAACCACAACCUCUAUGCACAAUUCAUGCUACUUGCUGGAAUUGAUAAUUUCACAAAUGAUAAAUGAGUAAUAAAGUAAUUUAUUUUUAUUGACUUUUCAAAUGAAAUAUAUAUGUAUUCCUAACUCAGUUAUGUGCAUUUCUACAAAGACGUAAGAAGAAAAAAGGGAGAAGACAAGGUCGUCGAAUCAGUGUGCAAUUGAGAGUGUGUGGGUGCGAGUACAUGUGUUCAUUUGUGCCCCAUUUUUGUUUUAAUGAUAAUAAAGGAGGAUUUUAUAGAUCUUAUACGGACGACAAUCAAAUUUCCCGCUUCCACUUCAAACAAACAAAAACAAAUUGAAUGUUUAAUCAAUUUCAACAAAAAUAACCAUGAUUCGUGAUGAUGAUGUUGAUGACUGUGAAUGUACAAACGAUACUAAUCAGUGUAAUGAAAUCAAUCAAAUUAAACAAUUCUACGGAAGUCAUUUGAGUGGUUUAAAUAACAGUGAUUUUCAAAUUGAUGAAUUGUCAUCAAAUCCUGAGAAACGAACAGAUGUCAAUAGGGCAAAACGUUCAAAAUCGUGUGUUGACUCAUCAAGUUAUGUAUCACAAUUUCAUUCAGGAAAAAAAUCUGUUCCACAAGAAAAAGCACGACGUCUUGGUGUUUGGCGACCGGUGACAACAUUUGUUAAUAAUUUACAAUCAAAAUUACGUAAUCAAUCCAAUGCUCCAAAAACUGAACAGUUGACACGAUUUGAAACUAAACCAAGUAUCAUAGAUCAUUUUGGUAAAUUUGAUGUUGGACAUCCAUCAGGAUGUAAUUCAUCAAUAGCUGAUGUCUCUAUGGAAGGUGAGUACAAUUUCUAUCCGGAUAUAAUCCAGACAUCAGGAUUAUCAAUCAAUGAACAAGAUACAUGUGAAUAUGAUGGAAAUAAUUAUGGAAAUCGUGUCAAGUUUCUUCAAUAUAUGGAAAAUGAUAAUUUGUCUAAAACAUGUACAGGAUCUGCAAAUACUCCAGUUCUUGUAAGACUUAAUGUUAGUGGAACAGUAUUCCAUGUACGACAUAGUACACUGAAACGUGAUCCAUUUGUCUAUGGUAAAAUGUUAGAAGAUGCUAUAUGGGUUGCACAAACACGUGAAUACUUUUUUGAACGAGAUCCUGAAGUAUUUCGAUUUAUAUUAAGUUAUCUACGUCGUGGUGAAUUACAUCUGCCUCAAGGAAUGUGUGGACCUCUUGUAGAAAAGGAAUUAGACGAUUGGGGUAUAGCACUUGGUUUGGAUAUUCAACGAUGUUGUCUAGGUCCAGUUAUGGAGAGUAAAUCAAAAAUGGAAUCAUUACAAAAAUUUGAACAUAAAUUGGAACCAGCCUCCAUUCGACCAGAUUAUUGGAUACAAUCUUAUAAAUGGCAAGCAUUUCGUGAAAAAGUAUGGUCUGUGAUCGAUAUUUCAACAAGACGUGUCAGUGCACGAUUGAGUGCUCAUCGAAAUGCUCGACAAGAAACAACGAAUCCCCUAUUUCCCUGUGAUUAUAAUAAAACCAACAAUAAUAAUAUUCAAUUAAGUAUGAAUGAAGGGACUGUUGACUCGAAUCAAAAGACAUUAGAUCCCCAUGAUCUCUGUAAACAAGUCAAUAAUGCAGUUGCUCAACAAUCACAUCCUCACCCUUAUGCUGAACAGAAUUCACAAGGUCAAGAUUCAAUGAAUAAUCAACCGAUGAAUCAUAUUUCAGUAGUAUCUUGUCCACAAGAAACACCACCUUCAAAUUUACCCACUAUGAAUUCAAUGAAUGCUGAUUGUGAUCCAGAAUUGAGUAAAUUUCGUCCAGUCUGGAGGUCAGCAUCAUCGAAUGAAAGUGAAGCAAAGUAUAUUACAUGGUUAAGACGUUUGUAUUUAAUUUAUGAAACAUUAAUUGUUACUUCAGCUGUCGGUGUAUUUAUGUUGUCUACUGUAAAAGAUUUUCGUGUACCAUUCUAUUUAAAUGCAUCUGCUUUGCCUAAUGGAACAACAUUGGAUAAUUUUCCUGAUCCAUCUGUACAAAUCCCAGUCUCAGUGAGAACAAAUAGUAGUCUGUUAACAUUACCAGCUAAAUGGCUUGUACAAAUGGAUAUCUUCUUUUCAAUUGCUAUCACUAUCGAUGUAUUAAUUCGUAUGGUAUUUUGUCCAUGUUUUCUAGUCUGGUUAUUUUCUGUGUCAACACUGAUCGAUAUCUUAUCCUUGAUCCCAUUCUAUUGUGAAUUUAUUUUCUAUGAAUUAGUAUAUAAUUCUAAUUAUAAUGAUCCACAAGCCGUAGCAUGGAUAAUCAGUGUACUUCGGGUAGAAGAGUAUUUUGUCAUUUUAAAAGUGUUUGUUGUUCUACGCCUAUUUCGUGUAUUAAGACGUCAUCGAGGGACACGUGUUCUCUUGUAUACAAUUCGUACAACAAUAGCAGAUGUAUCAAUUAUUGUAGUAUUAAUUCUUGAAAGUGCCUUAUUCUUUGGUGCAGCUAUUUAUUUUGUUGAUAAAUCAUUUACGGAUAUUCCAAAAGGAUUUUGGUGGGCAUUAAUCACAAUGUCAACUGUUGGAUAUGGAGAUCUAGUGCCUAGUAAUACUUAUGGUUAUAUUGUGGCUACAGCAUGUAUCAUACUGGGUGCAUUGUUAAUGUCGUAUACUAUACCUGUCCUGGUCAAUCAUUUCUUACUCUAUUAUGCACAUGCAGAUCAACUUUAUAUGGUGAAACAGUUACAUCGUACAGCGAAACGUAAAAUACGCAAUAGACGAAUGUCACGUUAUCUGCAUAAAGCGUUGGCCAGUGCUAAGACAUUUGUCAAUGCAACAAUUGAUAAGAAGAAUUCAGCUACAAUUAGCCAUAAUACGGAUAAAGCGAAUACAGUAAUUAAUCAUUAAAAUGUCUUUCUCAUUUUUUAUAGAUAAUGCCUUCUGCUUCUCCCUCCGUGUAUAUGGUGUGUGUGUGUAUAUGCAUGUCACGUGCUCAAACUCUCUCGCCUUUGUUCAUACAAUUACCGGUCCUUUGACCUUUUCUUACACUCCUCACCCUAUCUGUAAUCCUUUUAGGGAUUUCAAUAAGCGUCAAGGUCAAAAAAGAAAUAUGCAAUUCAAAAAAACAAAUUAUAACAUUGAAGAUUGAAUCUUGUUGUAAAAUUUGAUUAUAUUUUAUAUAUUUAUUUGGAUAUUUAUUUAUAAAUGAAUAUGAGAUGGUUUGUAUUCAUCAAAUUAACAGAACUUAAAAGUUUUCUAGUAAUU